Molecule: messenger RNA, 1246 nt
Organism: Microdochium trichocladiopsis
Lineage: Eukaryota; Fungi; Ascomycota; Sordariomycetes; Xylariales; Microdochiaceae
Product: 1-acyl dihydroxyacetone phosphate reductase
Exons: 2
Coding region: 1-861 (286 amino acids)
Biological process (GO): triglyceride catabolic process; phosphatidic acid biosynthetic process
Cellular component (GO): lipid droplet; endoplasmic reticulum
Molecular function (GO): acylglycerone-phosphate reductase (NADP+) activity; triacylglycerol lipase activity
Source: RefSeq, a predicted model, not a curated record
AUGUCUCGUCCAACUCACCCAAAAGCUGUCGCGGUCGUUACUGGCUGCAGCAGCGGCAUUGGCCAGGCGCUUGCCGAGACUCUCGCCGCCCGUGGCAUCAUCGUCGUCGCCACAGCCCGUAAGGUCGAGUCGCUCGCCCAUCUGACCAAGAAGCACGACAACAUCGUACCUCUUGCCCUUGAGCUCGCUGACCUCGACAGCCUCGAGGCGUUCCGUGACACCGUAGCUGCCGCGACCGGCGGCCGUGUCGAUAUCCUGAUCAACAACGCUGGCUCUCACUAUGCCGCGACAGCAGCAGACCUGGAUAUAGCCGAGGUCCAGAGGCUGUUUACGGUUAACGUCUUCGCUGUAAUGCGCCUCUGCCAGCUCUUCCUUCCGUUCCUACGCUCGUCCCGCAUCGGAGGGCGGAUAGUGCAGAUUGGCAGCGUCACGCGCGAUGUGCCCGUCGUCUGGCAGUGCGCGUAUAAUGCCUCCAAGGCGGCGCUCAGCCAGUACACGCGCACGCUAAGGCUCGAGGUGCAGCCGUUCGGGGUCGACGUGGUCGAGGUCGUCACGGGCUACGUACAGAGCAACAUCCUCCACCAUGGCCUCGUCGCACCUCCAGACUCGCUGUACCUGCCCAUUAAGCAGGAAAUGGAGCGUAUCAAGUACAAAGGAAACAGGAACGGCAUGCCAGCGCGGCUAUACGCUGAAUCUGUGGUCGACAAGAUCCUGCGGACAGGGCAUCCGAGCAGCGAGAUCUGGGAGGGCAAGCUUGCCUGGGUUCUUGGGUUUGUAGUCAACUUCUGCCCCAGGUGGUUCUCUGAGUGGCUCUUCUACCGCAAUUUCAAGUUGUACAAGCUUGUUGCUUCGACGCAAUAGGGGGACCGGUAGGCGGGUACUAGCACAAGGCUCCCAAUACAGAAACAUCGUAACUCAUCAACUCAUCCAAAUAAUGGGUGACACACGGACGGGGGACAAUCUGCCGUCUUUGCCGCUAUUGACUUGCCGCUAUUACUAGCCAUGAUUCGUGUCUAAUUAGCCUCUUCUUCUACGAUGCUGUUUAAUAGCACUGCCUUAGUAGUAUUGCCCCUUUUACCCCCUGGCGUUUGGACGUAUCGAAGCACGUGGAUAACUGGCAGGCUGGUGGAUAACGAUGAUAAUAAUGUCCCAGAGAGGCAGCUAGGGGGUCGCCGGGCCCUAGUAUGUGAUGCUAACAUGGGGAGUCGACCUAUGACUGGGGUGCCGUUCUCUAAGCCUUGGAGUG